AGGGGUGCGGCGGGUCCCAGCCGCCAUCCGCCGCCUCCCGGCCCCAUCCGCGCCCCGCCGUCGCCUUCAGCCGCCUCGCCGGGGCCCUGAGGGUGCACCGGACCGGCCUGGCUCGUUUUGAGCCGUCGGCGCCUCCCCUAGCGUUCUCCGGAGCCUCCGGAGUGCAGGGUGGGGGAAGCGCCCUCCUGCCCGUGGCUCCGCUCUCCACAGAGAUGCGAGGAGGGAGCCGGGGGCGCGGACUGGCGCGGCGGCCGGGCCCGGGCCCGGGCCGGUGCGGUGGGAGGCUGGGCCGGGCAGGGCGCGGGGGAGCCGGGUCGCGGUGUCUGUGGACUGCGGGGAGUGAGGAUCGUGCGGCGCGGCCCGGGAGGAGGCACCAUGGUGCGCAUGAAUGUUCUAGCCGAUGCUCUCAAAAGCAUCAACAAUGCAGAGAAACGUGGGAAACGCCAAGUUCUCAUUAGGCCGUGCUCCAAAGUAAUCGUCCGGUUUUUAACUGUGAUGAUGAAGCACGGUUACAUUGGUGAAUUUGAGAUAAUUGACGAUCACAGAGCUGGGAAGAUUGUUGUCAAUCUCACAGGCAGACUCAACAAGUGUGGUGUGAUCAGUCCCAGAUUUGAUGUUCAGCUGAAGGAUUUGGAAAAGUGGCAGAACAACCUACUGCCUUCACGUCAGUUUGGGUACAUUGUACUGACAACCUCAGCUGGCAUCAUGGACCAUGAGGAGGCUAGGCGAAAACACACAGGAGGCAAAAUCCUGGGAUUCUUUUUCUAAAACUUGUAAAAAAAGAGGAUACUAAUAAAUUGUUCAAAUGGA
Chroicocephalus ridibundus (black-headed gull) is the source of this 810-nucleotide messenger RNA. It is a transcript of the gene RPS15A, whose product is annotated as ribosomal protein S15a. Gene Ontology annotation, biological process: translation. Bases 376 to 768 code for a protein of 130 amino acids. Gene Ontology annotation, molecular function: structural constituent of ribosome. Gene Ontology annotation, cellular component: cytosolic small ribosomal subunit; ribosome. The transcript is spliced from 5 exons. Lineage: Eukaryota; Metazoa; Chordata; Aves; Charadriiformes; Laridae. The record is from RefSeq and is a predicted model, not a curated record.